CAAGAUUGUUGAAAUGGAGCUUAAAUCGGCAGAAACAUAUGAUACUCGGGACACGGAAGCACUUGGUAUUCGUGUUUCAAUGUGGUCGUGUGAAGUCACAGCUUCGUACACCAUUGAAGAUGCUGUUUUAGAGCUUGUGAUUCAAUUACCAAGUUCAUACCCUUUGCGACUAGCACAGGUUGGAAGCGGCAAAGGAGGAGGUAGAGCAGCAGGAAUCAAUGAAGCACGAUGGCGUGCAUGGGUAUUGAGUGUUUCGGCGGUCAUGGCAUCACAGAAUGGAAGCAUUAUUGAUGCACUAACAGUAUUUAACAAGAAUAUUUCUAUGCAUUUUAAAGGCAUUGAAGAUUGUGCAAUCUGUUACUCUGUUGUCAGUGCAAUUGAUCGAGCAUUGCCGAAUAAGCAGUGCAAAACGUGCAAAAACCAAUUCCAUGGAUCGUGUCUAUACAAGUGGUUUAAAUCUUCUGGACAAAACACAUGUCCACUGUGUCGCCAGCCUUUUUAAAGAAAAUCAACAGUUGAUUUUCAUGCGAUUCUACUGUGAUUCUGACUAGAUU
Messenger RNA from Batrachochytrium dendrobatidis JAM81, 554 nucleotides. Its product is annotated as ubiquitin-protein ligase RKR1. Lineage: Eukaryota; Fungi; Chytridiomycota; Chytridiomycetes; Rhizophydiales. Gene Ontology annotation, molecular function: zinc ion binding; ubiquitin protein ligase activity; ribosomal large subunit binding. The record is from RefSeq and is a predicted model, not a curated record. The transcript is spliced from 3 exons. The coding region runs from base 14 to 502 and encodes 162 amino acids. Gene Ontology annotation, cellular component: cytosol; RQC complex. Gene Ontology annotation, biological process: rescue of stalled cytosolic ribosome; ribosome-associated ubiquitin-dependent protein catabolic process.